GUAUUCAGUCAUGAUGGCUUAAUUUCCAGUAUCUAUUUACGUUCCUUGCUAUCAUACACACACGAGAAUGAUAACUGCGGCUGGCGCCCUGCUUGUGCGCGGGAAGAGUGAAGGAUAACGCGGCGGUGACAAGGGGACGCAGGAGAGCGCGGGGGAAGCGAGGAGGAGCCUGGCACUUAGGCGCGAGCCAGCCAGUGUUUUGUUGGUCGUCGUCGCGCAAGGACACGGUCGCUCUCCACUAACUCGCCCUUGACUCGCUCACUCAAGGCUGAUGUAAACAAAACCGGCUUGUCGCGUUUAUCUUUCUCAAUAAUCGUCUUGGUGCAAUCGCGUCUUAUUCCUCUUUGUGAAGUGUUCGCUACCGGCGGUUUCUGCAAAUAGAGAAACUUAUGAUUUCUUAAGUUGUAACUUUUAUUUUUCUUUAGUUUAUCAUAAUUAAAAAGUGAUAAGUCCGCGUGUAAGUCUUAACAUACGUAAGAGUGGUUCGCGUCCUCCUGAGUCUUAUGCCCAGACUAAAGGGAGCACAAGGGGACCAGUAAUGGGGCACGUUGUCGCCGGCCCCGUGCGUGCGUACACUGACUUUGGUACACGUGACGAUGCCUCCCACCCGCGCCGUGCUUUACUAGUGCCUCCGUGUGCUGAGAUGGUCUUGCCGCGUGUGCUGGUGCUUCUCCUGGUGUGUUGCUGCCUGGUGACUGCAGGUGCAGUCACAGGAGUGCGAACGUCCAAUGCCCCUGCCGGCCCCAUGUUGGUGGAGCCUCCCCCUGGAGUUGUGACAUUUACUAACAGCUCCGGGGCGUCAGUGGCGUGCCUGGCGAGAGGUGAUCCUCCCCCGCAGGUGGCCUGGCUCAACCUCGACCACUCCCCCGUCACCAACAUACCCGGCGUGAGGGAGGUCCUGAACAACGGGUCCCUGGUGGUGUGGCCCUUCAGCGGUACCGACUACAGACAGGACGUGCACGCGGCAGUCUACCAAUGCCGUGCCUCCAACCCUGUGGGAGUGGUCCUAGCGCCCCCCCACAACGCUACGGGCAGGUAAGAGAGGGACAACGGUGCUAGUGAGGUCGUUUAUUGCUAGACAGCGUGUGUGGAAACUGCAGGUGCGUUCUCUCUGUGGUUUAGAUGAUGCUACGGGUGCGCUUUCCUAAUGGCGGAGAAACUGUGAUAGUGAUGUGAUACUGUAGCGAUGUGGCUUUCAUUUCCUCGA
Molecule: messenger RNA, 1207 nt
Organism: Scylla paramamosain (green mud crab)
Lineage: Eukaryota; Metazoa; Arthropoda; Malacostraca; Decapoda; Portunidae
Product: cell adhesion molecule Dscam2-like
Exons: 3
Coding region: 539-1039 (166 amino acids)
Source: RefSeq, a predicted model, not a curated record